AUGGCUUCCUUGACAGAUCUUUCCAUGGGAGGGGCAGCAGAUCUUUUGACAUUUCGAGUUCAAGUCCACUUCCCUCGGUUGGUCGAUGUGCAAUACACUUGGAAUGGGAGCGAAGUUCGGUGCAAAAUGUUCUGCUGCCUUCUGAGUGGUGAAAGCGGAGAUUAUUGCAUGGGAGAAGUGAAGCCCUCCAAGAAGCAACCAAAAGUUGCUGAAGAAGCCUUGAAGAAGUAUACAAGCUCCAGUGUGUUGGAGUUGUCGCGAGUGAAGUUGGCUGAUUCCAAAUUAGCCUACGUGCACACUCCCAUCAAGAAGGUGGUGAACUUGCAGGCGACGAAGGUCAACGUUGUGAAGGAGAAACCCGACAAGACUUGGUUUCCAAAGCCCAGAAUUCAGGUGGCUGAAUGCUUAUCCCUGCAGACAACGCAACAGUUUGAUGUCAUGGGAUUUGUCACGAAAGUGGAGGAGUUGAAAACCAUUGGCAGUGGGCGGCGGGUUUGCGAGAUAGUGAUCGAAGACGGCAGCAAAAAUAUGGAAAAGCACGUUGCGAUGACAGUGUCCAUGUGGUUUGACGCAGGAGAGCAUGAUCCUCAGGAGCUGCUUCUUGUCAAAGAAGGCUUGGCCAAGCGCAAGCCGUUAUGCUUUUACGCUCUUGCCGGCAAACAUGACUCUGGCAAUGGCUACGUGGUACAAUCCAGCAGGAACAUGUUGGUGACCGAGGCGCCCCCAGACACGCAAUUGCCCAUUGACUUUGAGACCUUGGCGGCUUGCGUUCCAGAGAACAAGCAGACCAUGGCACCAGACCUUGUUCUCCAAGAUGACACGCAGUCGUACAAGCAAGACCCAGCGGUGAACACAACUGUUUCUUUGUUAGAAAGAGUGACACGUGAAAAUGACAGCCUCAAGGGCGUCUUGUGGCAGCUGAACUGGUGCGAGCUUACCGUGGCAAAAGCCGACUAUGUGAGCAAGACGGGGCGAAUCUGGUUCCUAUGCAGUCUGCGAGAUAUGACUGGAAGCACUGAAUGCUGGAUCAGGGAACUGGCUGCUCUUGAAUUGAUGGGGGGCUGCACAAGGAGUGAAUUCCUAGAGGCGGUGCAGGAUGGAAAGGCCUUGUCUUUGCCUCUUUUGUCAUCUGUCCGGGUGUUGAGCCGAUCCACUUCUGACCUUGUGAUCGUGGAGGCUGCGGCUCAGCGGCUUACUGAACUGCUCAGCUUUGGAGAUCUCUUGCCGUUCCUCCGUGCCUGCGCAGCAAGCACCUCUCAGGUGACACCGUCUUUGUUGGAAAAUGUCCAAAGCAGCUCCAUCUACAACCUUGCCUGUGUGGUUGGCAGUGAGGCUGUCGGUUGUCAGCGCGCACUGUGCUUGAUCACCAGUCACAAACAAUCUAAGCUGACGCAGGUCGCGAAUGGCGCGGGCUAUGUUGUUCUUACUGAAAUGAUUCAGUGCGGUCUGAACCCUUCGGGCCACUACAAGUGCAAAGCAAUUUGCAACUUGGACGACACUUUGAGCAUGCGCUUGGACCCGCCCCGGCCAGGGGCUACGCAGUAUGCUUUGCUGAGUAUUUCCGGACGAUCAGAAGACACCUUUUUGAUCAAUGCAAGGCAGCUUGUGCGAGAAGAGGAAGCCCAG
Messenger RNA from Durusdinium trenchii, 1626 nucleotides. NCBI's taxonomy places the organism in Eukaryota, Dinophyceae, Suessiales, Symbiodiniaceae. The record is from the annotation of a GenBank genome assembly.